UCAUCCUCCUCCAGUCCUCCUUCGAGCUAGCGAGAGAGAGAGAGAGAGAGAGUGCGGCGGAGGCGAUGGCGAGCGGAGGGAAGGGUCUGAACGCGACGGGGGAGUUCUUCCGGCGGCGGGACGAGUGGCGGAGGCAUCCGUUGGUGGGGAACCAGCUGCGCCAUGCCACCCCGGGGCUCGGCAUCGCCAUCGUCGCCUUCGGGAUCUACCUCGUCGGCGAGGCCGCCUACAACCGCCUCUACCGCCCCUCCGGCGACCACCACCACUAGAUCUCCGGCCGGAAUCUGCCUCCGAGGAAAAGUAGCUGGAGCAAAUUUUACCAAGCACUGGUAUUGUUGAUCUUUUCCAGUUUGAGCUCAUAAGGUCAACCAUGACCAUCAUGUAAUUUAUGACCAGGCCACCAGGGAAACAUUCGUACUGGUCAGACUAGUGUUCAUGGGACCCUGUCAUAUACUUGGUAUUUGGAAAUGGCAAUGUUCUUAUUAUUCUCAA
This is a messenger RNA of Phragmites australis (common reed), 492 nucleotides long. Its product is annotated as NADH dehydrogenase [ubiquinone] 1 beta subcomplex subunit 3-B-like. Lineage: Eukaryota; Viridiplantae; Streptophyta; Magnoliopsida; Poales; Poaceae. The transcript is spliced from 2 exons. Bases 66 to 269 code for a protein of 67 amino acids. Gene Ontology annotation, cellular component: mitochondrion. The record is from RefSeq and is a predicted model, not a curated record. Gene Ontology annotation, biological process: electron transport chain; mitochondrial respiratory chain complex I assembly.